CCCCUCCCGGCACCCGUAGUGGGGCGGGGGUCGCGCGCGGCGGUCGGAGGUCGCAGCAAGAUGGCGGGCGUGCCGGCGGUGCGGAUCAGCAUCGAGUCGGCGUGCGAGAAGCAGGUGCAGGAGGUGGGGCUGGAUGGCAGCGAGACCUACCUGCAGCCCCUCUCCAUGUCCCAGAACCUGGCGCGCUUGGCGCAGCGCAUCGACUUCAGCCAGGGCUCCGGCUCCGAGGAGGACGAGCCGGGUUCGGCGGGACGCCCCUGGGCCGAGCCGGCUGAGGCGGAGGAUGAGGAAGGGGUGGUGAAGUUUCAGCCAUCCCUGUGGCCUUGGGAUUCAGUGAGGAACAACUUAAGAAGCGCCUUGACUGAGAUGUGUGUUCUGUACGAUGUCCUUAGUAUUGUCAAGGAUAAGAAGUUCAUGACUCUGGAUCCAGUUGUGCAGGAUCCCCUUCCUCCAAAACAGAAUCCUCAGUUCCUGCAGCUUAUUUCAAAAAAGAAGUCAUUGGCUGGAGCAGCUCAAAUCCUGUUGAAAGGUGCAGAAAGAUUAUCCAAAUCAGUGGCAGAAAACCAGGAAAAUAAGAGACAAAGAGAUUUCAACUCUGAGCUGCUAAGACUGAGACAACAUUGGAAGCUGAGAAAAGUGGGAGACAAAAUUCUUGGUGAUCUGAGCUACAGAAGUGCAGGUUCCCUUUUUCUUCAUCAUGGCACAUUUGAGGUGAUAAAGAACACUGACAUUGACUUGGAUAAAAAGAUACCUGAAGAUUACUGUCCUUUGGAUGUUCAAAUUCCAAGUGAUUUAGAAGGAUCAGCCUAUAUAAAGGUUUCUAUUCAGAAGCAAGCUCCAGACAUUGGUGACCUGGGGACAGUAAAUCUCUUUAAAAGACCCAUGCCAAAAUCAAAACCAGGUUCUCCUCACUGGCAGACGAAGUUAGAGACUGCACAGAACGUUCUUUUAUGUAAAGAAAUUUUUGCCCAGCUGUCACGAGAAGCUGUUCAAAUAAAAUCACAAAUUCCUCACAUUGUUGUGAAAAAUCAGAUCAUCUCCCAGCCUUUCCCAGGUUUGCAGCUGUCUAUUUCUCUGUGUCACUCUUCUAACGACAAAAAAUCACAGAAGUCUGCUUCUGAAAAGCAGAAUGCAGAGGAUCAUCUCUAUGUUCUGGAGCACAAUUUGCACCAGCUGAUCAGAGAGUGUCACAAGCAAACCCUGAGCUCAACAGUGAUGCCACAUCCAGCUAGUGCACCUUUUGGCCAUAAGAGAAUGAGACUUGCAGGACCCCAGGCUUUUGAUAAAAAUGAUAUCAGCUCUUUACAGUCAAAUGAAGGACUUCUGGAAAAGAUAAUAAAGCAAGCAAAACAUAUCUUUUUGAGACGCAGAACUGCUCGAACCAUUGACAGUCUGGCCAGUCGGAUUGAGGAUCCUCAGAUUCAGGCCCACUGGUCCAAUAUAAAUGAUGUUUAUGAAUCCAGUGUUAAAGUUCUAAUAACUUCUCAAGGAUACGAACAGAUAUGCAAAUCCAUUCAGCUACAGCUGAACAUUGGAGUUGAACAGAUCAGAGUUGUACAUAGAGAUGGAAGAGUUAUUACAUUGUCUCAUCAAGAGCAAGAACUGCAGGAUUUCCUUUUAUCUCAGAUGUCACAGCACCAAGUACACGCAGUUCAGCAGCUUGCAAAAGUUAUGGGAUGGCAUGUGCUGAGUUUCAGUAAUCAUGUUGGCCUGGGGCCAGUGGAGAGCAUUGGCAAUGCAUCAGCAAUAACUGUAGCAUCACCAAAUGGAGACUAUGCCAUUUCAGUACGGAAUGGUCCAGAAAGUGGCAGCAAAGUUAUGGUUCAGUUUCCACGGAGCCAGUGCAAGGAUCUCCCCAAGGGUGAUGUUCUGCAGGACAACAAGUGGAAUCACCUGAGAGGGCCUUUCAAGGAAGUGCAGUGGAAUAAAAUGGAAGGGCGUAACUUUGUGUAUAAAAUGGAACUGCUCAUGGCUGCCCUAACUCCAUGCUGAUGAACUGGCAGCCUCCUCAUGGGUACUUUGAGCAAUCCCUGCUGUGAAUGAGCACUGCUCCUGCAGCAAAGGGAAGUGGAACCUAUGGGGCAAUACAAGAAAGCAAAACCAAAUUUAUUUCCUGUACAGAUAUAUUCAUUGUAGUGUUUGUAAUAAAACUUUUUCAUUGACACAAAAUACAGCUUUUCAAGAAUGUUACUUUCAGCUGUAUCUUUAGAUUGCUCUACCUAGAGUAAUGUAACUGAAUAAUUAAUGUAUUUUCCUUUUAUAAAAUUGAAUUCAGAAGUCCUCUGCUACACAGAAAGUGUCUGCUCAGUCAUUCCCUUUCCCCUCCUGCUCCUACUUUUUCUCUAGAUCUUUACAAUCAAAAUUGGAAGAAUUGAAUUGUGCUAUUGUAAAGCCUUUUCAGUGGCUAUUGUGGGAGCUAAUGGGCUCGCUCGGUAAAUGGGACAUUAAAGGAGAAGCAGAGCUUUCUUGUCAAGAGUUAAGGCUAAAGAAAACAGAAUCCAGAAAGAGUCUUUGCUGUGUGAUAUUUUUGAGUUGGAGUUUGUACAUCAAUGUGGCUUCUGGGUGACAUUUCUUUUUGAGAGAUGCAUUUGCUGAGUGACUUGGAUUAAUGUUGUGAAGUCACAGCUUGUGGCAAACCUCUCUCUUGAUCACUAUGGAUGAGCCUGCGUGGUGUCAGAUGCUUUGCUGUGCUCACCUGUUUUUUGCAAGCAUGUAGAGGAGAGGGCCUCACUCUGCUUACACAAUUCUGACCAUUAGAGUUUAUGGGUGACUUGUGUAAAUUCAUGUCUAGAUAAAAGCAUUUUAUCUCAUUUUUUACUUUAUUUUUAUUUUACUCAUACAGUAGACCUAGGAUUUGCCCAUGUGCUCUUGUGUUGCUUUUUUUUAAUAUCCUCCUGAAGAUCAUCUCUUUUGAGUUCUUUUAAAAAAUGUUCUUUGUUGUUGUUGUAAUGGUAGCCUUCUCAAAGCUUUUAGUAAGGCAUUGCACAAAGCUUGUUUUAUUUUUUUGGCAAUUAAUUGCUGAAGGUCUUUUUGGAACCUGUGUGGAUGAACUGGUUCAGACCUAUGUCCAUAUUAUAUGCUAUGAGGUCUGUGUAUAUAUUUGUGUAUAUAUAUGAGAACUUAUUGCACAUAUAACAUGUUUGCAAUGAACACCAUAAUUCUAUGGUGGCAGUUGUUAUUUUGCUGUAUUUGCAAUAAAGAAUAGUGGUAGAAAAUGUAUAUUAAGCAACUGCUUUUGUCAAGCUGCUGCCCAGUGUGUAUCCAGAGCAGCUAUUGAACUUGGUGCUGCUGUUUGCCCAUGUAGAACACCUUCUGUUAUUUCAGUUCCUUCAAGUAUUUGCUCCUGUGCAGCUGAACUAUGAGAAAGGUUCCUUUCAGGUUCUGAAGAGUUACUCAAGACUUAUGAAAAUGAAAAAAUACUACUGAAAAGUAGUUUCUUGAUCUUGAAAGAUGGGUGUAUCUUAAGCAACCCGUGCAGCCAGGUCCCCUGGUGCUUGCCCGGCAGACGUUUCAGUUGCAGGCAGAGGGGUUUUGUUCCUUGGAGCACAGUUCGGCUGUUGGGGAAACAGUUCAGAAAUAUACAGACUGUGAGCAAUCCUGACUUAGGCCACAUUGGGUUAAUGGUUAUUGAGGCCUAGUUAGAGGCUUUCUGAAAAUGAGCUAAUGGGAAAGAGAUAACUUAAUUGGCAACAGAGGAGGAAAAUAAUUAUGUGAGAAGAAUGGUUCCAUAAGAAUGGAAUGUGUAAUUGGAAUACAAAGCCACCUGCAUGAUAUGAUGGUGUAAACAAGACUUCUCUAUAUAAGUGAGUGCAAGUUGUUAAACGAUUUCAUAUGAUCAUAUUGAUGUGCACAUGGAAUCAAUCCUUAAGCCUCCGCAGACUGUUUUCCCACAUUCAGCCAACAGCCUGAUGCUUCUGUUCGUGCAUCUGAUUAUAUGAAGCUGUUUUGAUCCUUGGUAACACGAUAGAUCUUAUACUAAUAAUUAAAAGAUAAGAACAUCACUGUUCGUUAAAUUUACAGGACUGUGUGCGUUUCUUUUUCUUCAAAGUAAUUAGAUGAAAGAGUUACUUUGUUACCAAGUAAUAGGCUCAGUGUGGAACUGUUCGGGUCUCCUAGUAACAGCAUUUGUUUUCUUCUUAAAACAAACAAUGGAUGCUCGAGGACUUGUCCUGUGUGCUGACCUGCGAAGCACUGCACAGUAGCAGUGAAUACAUAGGUCAAGGCCUUCAGGCUUAGUUCGGUUUUGCUUGUUUUUUUGUUUUUUUGUUUUUUCACCAAGCCUGGAAAGUGUCUUUUAGUGCUGAAUAUUUAGGGAUUCCUAAUUUUAAUGGAAAGCAAACUGCUUCUAGCAGUGGAACAGUCUCAGCGUUCUUGGUAGUGCAUCUUUGAACAUGAAUGCAUUAUGGAUGGUUAAGAUCCCCUGUAACUGAUUGUCAAAGCAGCCGUGUGAGUUUGGACAUUUCUACAAUUAAAAUUUCUAUAUGAAAUGCC
This is a messenger RNA of Calypte anna (Anna's hummingbird), 4491 nucleotides long. RefSeq names its product mediator complex subunit 17 (gene MED17). NCBI's taxonomy places the organism in Eukaryota, Metazoa, Chordata, Aves, Apodiformes, Trochilidae. The transcript has 12 exons. The coding region runs from base 61 to 1992 and encodes 643 amino acids. Gene Ontology annotation, molecular function: transcription coregulator activity. Gene Ontology annotation, cellular component: mediator complex; core mediator complex. Gene Ontology annotation, biological process: regulation of transcription by RNA polymerase II. The record is from RefSeq and is a predicted model, not a curated record.